Messenger RNA from Owenia fusiformis, 1431 nucleotides. Lineage: Eukaryota; Metazoa; Annelida; Polychaeta; Sabellida; Oweniidae. The record is from the annotation of a GenBank genome assembly.
UUGAUGUAGUAUGAAAUUAUGAACUGAUGAAAUGAUAUAAUAGUCUAAUAGAUAAAUAUCUAAUUUAUCAUAAGAAAUAUAACAUCAGAAGAAAAAGAAAUAGAUGUUUGUGAUAGCGGCUGCUGUAGCUCAGUGUGCUAAACAGUCUGUAAUUAUAAUCAGAGGCGGAUAGGCCUAUAUGCCUGUGCGCCCGGCUCAUCCAUGAGUCAACUGAGAAACACGAAAAGUUAGAAUAGCCAAGCCCAAGUCAUACUGACUGGACCAAGGUGCAUUUAGAUCUAAUUCAUAUCAAAGUGUUUUAAAAGAACAUACACAGCAAUGGAUACGAUCAUUAACUACAAAAGGGAGGAUGCAGAUGACUAUUACCAUAUCUUAGGAUGUGAUGAGUUAUCAUCAGUGGAGCAGAUCAAGACAGAAUACAAGACCCGGGUUCUAGACUGUCACCCAGAUAAAAAUCCCAAUGACCCAGAUGCAGCUAAGAGGUUCUCUCGCCUGCUACGUGCCAAGGAAACUCUGGAGGAUCCUGCCAACAGGAGGCUUUAUGACAACUGGAAGAGAAGUGGAAUAGCUAUGCCCUUUGAACAGUACACUAGUAUGAAAGAAACAGUGAAAACAUCCAUGCAUUGGGCAUACAAGACUAAGAAAGAACCAAUGCUAGAAGGAGGAAAAAUUAAUGAAAGCACUAAUGCAAAUGAAGGAAGUCAGCCAGCAACAAGUCCAAAUGUUUUACAUUGCAACAGCACAAAAUAUAAUACUAGUCAACAUGCAGAGAACUGGGUUAAAGCUCACUGGGUGGGGGAUGAACCAAGUGAAAUGCUGAAAAAGUUCAGGAACUAUGACAUAUGAUGAACAGUGAUCUCUCCAGUAUUAAUAUAAUUGCACAAGUUAGUGUUGAACCAACCCGUGAAACAAAAAACAAUUAACAUUAGAUAACAGUCUUGAAUGAUUGGCACAACUGAGUGAUGUGGUGUUGGCAAAUAAGUACCUAUAACUAUAAACAGAGACAGGAGUGGACCCUGAUCACAUAUAUUGGUAUAAUCCAACAAAGUGCAAGUGCAACAUUUGCAGUUCAGCUUGUGAGUGAUGCUUGGGUAAAUUACCUCUGAUUCUGCAGUAUAAUGGAAUGUGCAUGGUUGAUGAAGUGGAUUAACAAAUUUUAUAAAAGUUUUUUGACACCCAAUAAGUUGUAGGUUGAGAUUGAAAAGGUUUUAGGUACAUUCAGUUUCUUAAUAAAUCUUGUCAUCCAUCAAAGCAUUCAUUCCAUGAAAGCCACAGGAUUUUGUUCAAAUGUGUAUGCACAUUAUAAUCUGAGGACAGCUGAUUAAAUUUUGCAAAAAUAUAUAUGAUAACUCAAAUACCAGUUGUCAGAUUUCUAAUUGAAAGCCCAUGAUUAUAUGCUGUUCAAGAAGAAAUUAUCAAAAUGGUUGCGGA